Macrosiphum euphorbiae (potato aphid) is the source of this 3576-nucleotide messenger RNA. The record is from the annotation of a GenBank genome assembly. Lineage: Eukaryota; Metazoa; Arthropoda; Insecta; Hemiptera; Aphididae.
AUGCGCGACGAUUUUGAUCUUCAGCUGGUGCGGCAGCAGCAGCAGCAACAGCACCAACAGUUGCAACAGGAAGACGUGGUCGUCGCUGACGACGACGAUCAGCGGAGGAGGAGCAGACGGCGGAUGCACCAACACCAGCAACACCACCACCAGAAUCACAACGACGACGACGGAGACGACGACGACGACGACGAAGACGAAGACGACGAAGACGACGGAGAAGACGCCACCGACGACGGUGACGGCGGCGGCGGCAGCGGUGUCGGUGUCGGCGGUGACGAUCUCGACGGUAACCGCGGUCAAGGGCGGAGUGGCCGUGGUCAGCGGAACGCCGACGCCAGUGGACCGGACUCCAAUCGGCUUUUGAACGAUACGGACGAAUCGGACGACGAAGCCGACGUGGUCGGCGGUGGCGUUGGUGCCAGUACGUGUGGCGACGCGACUGCCAACGUGACGGCCGACAGCACCGGCGACGGUGGCGUCGGCGGAGACGUGGACGUGAACGACGACGACGACGAGGACAUGAUGAUGAUGAUAGAUUCGGGUAGACAGCCGGUGGCCAUUGGUGGCGGUGAGUCUUCUUCGCCUCCGCCACCAACGUCAGCCACGCUCGGGUCGACCAAAGUCGACCCGGCAACGACGUCCUCCUCAUCAUCUUCGACUCCUCCACCGCCACCAGCGCCGACGUCCACUUCGACGGUGCCGAUGCCGUCCAUCACAACCAGCACCACGAGUACCACCGCCGAGGGCCAACAGGACGAUUACGAUAUGACGACAACGGCUUCUGGUGUUGGCUAUAGUGGCAUUGGCGACGGUUAUCCCUCUUCCGUGACGUCAGUGGGUCUCACCGACAUGAUAGGCGGCGUCGGCAAUCACCUCCAUCCACACCACCAUCACCACUUGCUUCUUUUACAUCACCAGCAGCAGCAACAGCAACAGCAACAGCAGCAGCAACUACAACAGCAACAGCAGCAACACCACCAGCACUCGCACCCGUCACAGCACCAGACCGGUGGAACAUCGGCCACCGGUUAUUAUGGAGCUGACGCGGUAGGCAGUCAACAUCACCAUCCGUCAGUGGCGGCGGCAGCGCUGUCACUACCACCACCACCGCUACUGCUUCACGAACAACAGCAGCAGCAAAUCAGUGGAGACUUGCAGUUGCAACUCCAGCUGCAUCACCAGCACCAGCACCAACAGCAACAACAUCAGCACCAGCAGCAUCCACAACUGAUGCAGCAGCAUCAACAUCAGCAGCACCAGCAGCAACAGCAGCAGCACGAAGACUUAUCCCGACAUCACCACCACCACCAUCAUCCUCUGCAGCUGCAGCAACAGCAUCUCGUCGAUCACCAGCAUCACCAUCACGAACUCACCAGCGCCGCGGUACACCACCAUCUGCAGCAGCAACAGCAUCAGCACCAGCACCAGCAGUUCACGGCCACGCAUCCACACCACCCGCAGUACCUACAGCAGCAACAACAGCGACAACAGUUCUCGCCGGCCACGGCUGCCGCCACCGCAGCUGCCGCCCUCGCUCACCCGCACUAUCACUCGCAGCAGCACCACCACCUGCAACACCAGCAACAUGGCGUCAGUGACGGUGCUGGUGCUGGUGACGACGACGACGAUGAUGUAGUAACCUCCGCUUCCGCAGCCGCAGCCGAUAACAGUGGAUAUCCGUCGUCGUCGUCAGCCAGGGAUGCUGCGGCCACGGCUGCCGCUUAUGCUGCGGCGGCGGCGCUGUACGGGGCUGGAGCCAGUGGCCAGGGACACCACGGCGUCCACCACCACGGUGGCCAUCACCAGCAGCCACAACAGCAGCACAUGUUACCGGUGGUGCCGACCGCGUCUCACCAGCAACACGGUAUGCAGCAACAGCACCACCAUCAGAUGAUGGUGAUCGGCGGCGGCGGCGGAGUUCCUUCGUUGACAGCUCCACCGGCAUCCGAUAGUCCUCCUACACCCGCCUUGAUGCAACUGAGAGCGGCGGCCACCGCAGCUGCUGCCGUGGUUGUAGAUCCUACAGCGGGGGCGGUGUUGUCUUCACCUUCCGCUGUCAAGUCCAGGCGGACGGCAUCAUCGGUGGCCAUAAACGACUCCGUCAGUGGUGGAACAACCAGCCGUUGCGGUGGUGGUCGGGGCCGGGGUCGGAGAGCGGCCUCGGCCACAGCGGCUGGUGGCCUUUCAGCUGCGGCCGCGGCGGCGCUACAGGAGCAACAACAGCAGCAGCAGCCGUUAAUAUUGCACCCACACCAUACGCACCCACAUCACCACCCACACAUGCAACAGCAGCAAUUCGGAACCGGUGGCCCUCCAGUUGGGUCGGCGUCUGCGACGGCGGCGGCAGUUGCUGUGGUGGCCACCGAACAGCAGAGCCCGCCGCUGGACAGGGUGUUCGUAUGGGACCUAGACGAGACCAUCAUCGUGUUCAACUCGUUGUUAACGGGUGGAUACGCGGUGGCUCAUGGCAAGGACCAGCGAGUCAUGCAGCAGCUUGGGUACCGUAUGGAGGAGAUGAUAUUCACGUUGGCCGACCAGAAUUUCUUUUUCAACGAAAUCGAGGAGUGUGGCGGCGGCGACCAGGCGCAGCACAUCGACGACGCCGCGUCCGACGACAACGGCCAGGACCUGUCUGGCUACGACUUUGGAGCCGACGGGUUUUCCGCGUCCACGGCCUCCACCCAACACCACCAGCACCACUUCAUCAACCAGCACCACUUCAACAGCACCGGCGCCAAUGCGGGCAACAAUCACCAGCAGCACCUGCAGUACCACCAGCAGCAGCAGCACCCGCAGCAGCAGCAGCACCACCACCAGCACCAGCAGUACCAGCAGCAGCCGUACCAACACCAGCAGCCGCAGCAACACCACCACCUGAUGAGUGCCGGCGGCGGGGGCGCGUCCGUCGCCAAUCCGUCGUCCGCGGGUGGUCUGAGGGGUGGUGGUGGUGGACUGAGGGGCGGUGCCGGUGGUGGAGGUUCCAGCGGCGGUGGUGGCGUAGACUGGAUGCGGAAGUUGGCUUUCCGGUACCGGCGGGUCAAAGAGUUGUACAACCAGUACCGGAACUCGGUCGGAGGACUGCUGGGACCCGGCAAACGAGACGCUUGGCUUCAACUCCGGAGCGACAUCGAAUUGCACACCGACGACUGGCUCACGAUGGCUGUCAAGUGUUUGAACGUCAUCAAUUCGAGGCCCAACUGCGUCAACGUGCUGGUCACCACAACUCACCUGAUACCAGCGCUGGCCAAGCUGCUUCUGUACGGUCUUGGGCCACACUUUGCAGUAGAAAACGUGUACUCGGCUUCCGGUGGCAGUGGAGGUCCGUCGACAGGCGGUGGCAAGUCCGGUGGUGGAGGCGGAACUGCGGGGUCCGCAGCAUCUGCUGGAUCGUCGAAGGAAUCGUGUUUCGACAGGGUGGUUCAAAGGUACGGCAGAAAGUGCACAUACGUGGUGAUCGGCGACGGGGCCGAAGAGGAACGGGCGGCCCGACAGAUGAACUUUCCGUUUUGGAGGGUGUCUGGCCACAGCGACCUCCGGGCCCUGUACAACGCUCUCGACAUGGGAUUCCUCUAA